Biomphalaria glabrata is the source of this 1076-nucleotide messenger RNA. RefSeq names its product putative SERF-like protein. Lineage: Eukaryota; Metazoa; Mollusca; Gastropoda; Planorbidae. The coding region runs from base 211 to 435 and encodes 74 amino acids. The transcript has 3 exons. Gene Ontology annotation, cellular component: cytosol. The record is from RefSeq and is a predicted model, not a curated record.
UUUCACCACUUCCUGGCCAAACUGGCUGUUUCUUGUCUACUGAAGUCUAGAUUAGAAGAAAUAAAUUCGGUCGUAAACAGUAAUCAUAGUAGAUCUACUAUUGACACUUUUGUGUUUUCACUUUGGAAUAUCAUUCAUUUAGUUCAUUUAGAAAGACUAGAUUAGAUCUAUUGGCAAUUCUAGUCUAAUUCAGUAAUUGUAAUUUUAAAAAUGACCCGUGGGAACCAGAGAGAGAAAGCCAGAGAAAAAUCUCUGAAAAAGCAAAAAGAAUUGGAAAAGAAAAAAGUGUCCAGUGCAAAGGAUGGCAACAAGGGAAUGUCUCUAGAGGAACGUAGAGCAAGAGAUGCUGAAAUAAUGCGCCAAAAGCAAGAGAAAAAGUUGGCUGAAGCUAGUGGUGGUUCACAAGAAGGCGCCACCGGUGGCGCUUCCAAAUAACCGGUAUUUUUAUCUGGUGUCUAAGUUAAUGAAUGACAGUCCAAAUGAAGUAAACUACAAAAUGUGUAUACCUGUAACUUGCUGAUAAAAUACUAACAUAAUUUUGCAAAACAAAAAUAAAAACAAUUUUGUUAUUGUUUUUUGUUUUUUUUUCUGCUAGGGACUUUUUUAUUUUAAAGUUAUCAUUGUGUUCUCUGUUUGACUUGGUCCCUGUCAUUAACAGUAGCCACACUCUGUAUAUAAGUAUAUAUAUAUGCAUUAUAUUGUCAUACACAAUGAUACUCUGCAUAGCUGCAGCUCAUUCUAUUCAAUCGAUCAUGCAUGUUCAUUUAUAAAAACACAGUAGUGUAAUUCAUGCAAUGCCUGGAACAUUGCACAAGUUAUGUAACCUCAGGACUUUCUCUGAUUUGUAUAUCUGUCUCUCAAGUUUAGACAUACAAAAUUUGUGGAUUAUUUUCUAAUGAUUGCAUGUGAUAGAUCUAAGUUUAACAGGAACCAAAAAAAAAAGAUUUAUUGAUUUAUAAACCCUUUGGAACUGAUAUUAACACUGGACUGUAUUCUCUUUCUUGGUUGGACAGUGAAGAAUCUUUUCAUUUUGAUUUUAUGUAUUUCUCAUGAAUAUUAAUAAAAACAUUAAACUA